AUGGCGACCAAGGUAUCAGCCGUCUCCUACGCGACGCCAGCAGGCAAUAUGCCAGAGGGCCCCUCAGGUUCAUUUCUCGUUUUCCCUUCGCAUGUCGGCAUCCUCGUGGCGCGUGGCUUCUCUUUGUUCUUUGCCAUUAUCAUCUUGGGCCUCUCUGUCUACUUGAUGCACGGGCUGGUGCUCAGUGCGUACGCCUUCUCGCUUGUCUGUAGUAUCUUCACCCUCGCCAUCGUCCUCUAUGCGGUCUUGACCGAGAAGGUGUCCGGCUGCCGGGCGGGUUACAACUGCUGGGCCAUCCUGGCGCUCGACCUACUCAUGAUCAUCUUCUGGCUGUCAUCAAUGGCGGCUAAUGCGGCCCUGCGCGCUACCUUCAUCUACGCCGUCGACACGGAAUGUUACGACGAUGGAAGCACGUUCAAUUCCGGCCACUGUGUCGUGGAAAAGCGAGACAGAAGCAGCAGCGUGGUGAGGCGUGAUGGUGCCGUGGCUGGCCCGGUCGGGAGGGCCUCGAUGAGUGUCAUUGCUGGCCUCUCUGCUUUGGAGAUGCUACUCUUCAUCGCCACGUUUGCAUAUCUUGCCCACACUGUGCGCUUGUAUCGUCGAAGCAAUGCCAGCCGCCUCCACGGCGGCGUCGAGGGUGGUCCGGUUGAGAUGAAGGUCCAGAGCCAGCCGAUGCUCUACCAGCAGGACAGCCAGCCGACACAAGCUUACAACAGCUACAGCAAUACUACCGCUCAACAGCAGCAGCAGGCGUAUGGUAGCUACCCGUCCCAUACCUUUUCAACUACCGGCCAGACACUUGCUCCUCAAGAAUAUGAUACCAGUCAGAACUCAGCUCCUCCAAUUUAUGCACCGAGCCAGACCCCCAUCUUGCAGGGCUAUCCGACAGCUUCACAUACACCCGUCCAGGCAGGCACUGUUCAAGGCCAGCCAGACCCGUUAUACUAUUCUGGAGCGGUACCCGUGCAGCAGCAGCAACAGCAGCAGUACUACCAACAGUGA
This is a messenger RNA of Grosmannia clavigera kw1407, 1002 nucleotides long. RefSeq lists its product as uncharacterized. The record is from RefSeq and is a predicted model, not a curated record. NCBI's taxonomy places the organism in Eukaryota, Fungi, Ascomycota, Sordariomycetes, Ophiostomatales, Ophiostomataceae. The coding region runs from base 1 to 1002 and encodes 333 amino acids. The transcript is spliced from 3 exons.